Xylona heveae TC161 is the source of this 3279-nucleotide messenger RNA. RefSeq lists its product as hypothetical. The coding region runs from base 179 to 2959 and encodes 926 amino acids. Lineage: Eukaryota; Fungi; Ascomycota; Xylonomycetes; Xylonales; Xylonaceae. Gene Ontology annotation, biological process: regulation of DNA-templated transcription. Gene Ontology annotation, cellular component: RSF complex. The record is from RefSeq and is a predicted model, not a curated record. The transcript is spliced from 5 exons.
UUGUGCGGUCCUCUCUUCCACAGAUCAUCGUCCACCGACAUUUCACCUCAAACGCUCCGAGCGCAGUCAUUCGAAAUUGUGUUACAGGAUCUAGAAGGCCAACACGCGACUUCAACCUAGUCAACCCUCCUGCUAGGACUGCGCUGGGUUAUUCAAGGAGAAGGAAUUAACGCACAAAAUGGUUGCCAGGAAACGAGGCAGGCAAGAGAUAGAGGAGGCUUCUCCGCCGACGACAGCUAAACGGUCCUCGCGGGCCGUAGCUGCAGCGUCGAAGAAGGCUGCUGCUGAACCCGAAGAGCCAUCUACGCUCGAUCGUAUUCGGAACAUGUGGGAAUUUGCGAAUUUGAUGCAGUACAUUUAUAUUUUUGGGAAAGCUGUCAAAAUUGACGAGGAUCUAACCAUCGAGGAUUUGGAAACUGAGUGUCUCAUCCCAAGUCCAUCCCGAAAACUCGCCGAAAUUGGAUUGGCACUUCUAAAAUUUGUUUCAUCACAUCGGGGACUCACUCAUGAUCUUUUUGAUGAAUACACACGUCGCCAGUAUUUAGCGAAAGCGCCAAACCGCAAUCCUUUUGGUGAUGAAGAGACUCCCAAAAGGUUUGACGAUUUUGACGCAUUCACAAAGAUCCGGGUGCUAUAUCAGUUAUCGCAAUGGACGUUGAUCCCCUGCGAACGAAUGAGGGAACGGAUGCCAGAGGUCAAGGAUUCGGAGCAGACACAAUGGCGAGUUGAGGAAAUCGGCUACGAUUCACAUGAACGCCUUUACUUUGUUCUUGACGACAAUCGUUUGUAUCGUCGUACAGAUCCUCCUCUUCCGUCGCCUCCACCACCGAAGCCCAAGGCAAACACGAAGAAAGCAAAAGCUGCAGCCAGGGCUAGCAAACGAAGAAAGCUGGCUGUGGGCGCAGAAGCAGAGGACGAUGAAGAAAUCGGUGCCGUCAACGGAGACUCAGGCGCUACUGACGAUGGAUUUGGCGGGAUGAAAUGGGAAUGCCUAGCUGUGACUGGCGAUGACUAUCGUACUUUCUUGGAAUCUAUUCGGCGAAGCAAGGACGCAGAUGAGAAGUUUUUACAUCAAAGAAUUGUGGAAGAGGUGAUGCCAGUCAUUGAAAAGGCAGAAGAAGAGCAACAGCGCAAAGCGGCGAGGAAAGAAAAGGAAUUGCUCACGCUUCAGAAGCUCGCCGGUGCCAAGCGAUCAAGCAGAAUUGCCAGUCGGUUGGAUAAGCAAAAAGAAGAGCAAGAAGUCAGAGAGGCUGAGGCCAAACGGCAGGCCGAGCUUGUGCAAGCAAAGAAGGAUGAGGAGAGACGAACCAAGAUGGAAGCUGAACGUGAGGCACGUAUGAUGACACGCGAAAAGCGCCUUCUCGAACGCGAAUAUCGGCGACGACUCCAUGAGGAGGAACUUGCGAAUCUCUCACAGGGGAGCGAGAAUGUUGAACCUGGUCAGGGGCGCAAGUCCGAGAGGCACCUUCAGGCAGAAAAGGAACGACACGAAAAAGAGCUGGAAAAAAUUGCGCAAGAAGACGAGUGGUUUUUUGACUGUUCCGGCUGCGGUGUACACGGCGACAAUGUGGAUGACGGAACACAUAGCGUCGCUUGCGAGAAAUGCAAUGUCUGGCAACACAGUGCCUGCUUGGGCGUUUCGCGCGAGGAGGCUGAGCGUGAGGAUUUCCACUUCAUCUGCAAAGACUGUCAACGACGGAUUGAAGAUGCGAAGAAACCCAAGAUUCCUUCGCUCAAAUUUCGCGUUGGGCCUUCGUCCUCGCCACCUGCUGCUCAUCAUAUUUCCUCUUCCUUUGACGAAGAUGUUGCCAUGGCCGACAUUGAGAAUCAAGCACCCGCGGCUUCACCUUCUAAGAGCACCAGUCACCAUCACCACCAUCACCAUCCUCCUCCGUCAAGCCACCAUUUGACUCACCCAGGACCCAGGCUUCACAUCUUGCCACCACAUCCACCCGUCUUUGGUCAAGCCAGGCAGUCCACUAAUGUGGGCUCGUCUCCUCUUGGGGUGCUGAACGGACCCCGCCUUUCUCCUCAAGGCCAGACUCAGGGUCCACUCUUUGGUGCCCAUCAAAACGGUCAUGCAGCACUCGGCGCGGGAUCUCAUCAAAAUGGCUUUGCACGCGAGCAUGCCCAAGAGUCGGCCCUAGGCUCCUUUGGCUUGUCAUUUGGCCCUUCUGGCCACGCCAAUUCUCGACCAGGCUCUUCGUCCGGUGUCAUCGAAGAACGUGGACAUCAUAUCGCAGCACAUGGUAUCCCGAAUGGAGUAGCUGCUAGUCCGUCGAAGAGCGCAAACGGAAACAGUAUUUGGCGCAGCAGUCCGAUCACUGGAAGUGGCGGUGGCGGAGCUCAUCAUGGUGCAUUCACGGCCUCUCCGAAUAAUAGCUUCUUUGACUCUUUUGAUCGGCAGCGCAGGCCAUCGUUGUCGUCGCAAGGUCAACCACAAUCCCCUGUCCCAUCACCGGUGAAGUCUAGAUCGUCGCCGCCGGCGCCGAACAAAGAUGUUGGAAAAUUGGAAUUCCCCGAACCAGGCAGUCCAAGUCUUCCACCAUUGGCACCUUCUACAACGCGGCCGGUAGCUAUUUCGCCCGUCAAACGAUCUUCGUCUCCGGUGCAGCAGCCGCUUCCUCGUGCGCCGUCGCACCCGCCGCAGCAAGCCCUACUAUCUUCGCCGAUUUCAGCACCUUCAGCCAUACCCCCUGCAAGCUCUGGAAUUUCGCCGACCAAGCAUUCUCCACCUCGACGCCCGAGUCAAAGCCGUGUUGGAUUACCAUCCGGCGUUGGAAGCGGUAGUCUUGGUGAGGGAGCAAACGGGUCAAAGACUCGGACCCCUGUUGUUGUACCACCUGUCGCUUCUUUGUCUCCGAGCCCACCACCACAACAAAUAAUGACUCCUCCACACAAGUCACUGCCGCCAAUGCAGGAACAGUCUAAAGGCGACGUCAAUAACCCAGGUCUUUGAUCUUGUCAUUGUUUAUGUGUGGGAACCACGCGGCAUUAUAAUGGCAAAUAACCCGCUCGACGAAUCGGAUCGAUCUCAGACUUUCGGACCCGAGAUGUCAACUUUAUUGUCCUCACCCCUACCAUCUCGAUCUAUACUGCCGGCCAAGCCUCACAAGGCGCCUGUUUCAUUGGGGUUAGGCCGGAAACAAUCUCUAAAUUAGAUUCUGCUUGCCAUUCAUUCUGCCUCUUACGACAGAAAAAACUCAUCAAACUAACAAUCUCUCUGUGCUAGCGCUGAUCGCCGUGCAUGCUCAUGCAUAUGCAGGUUGUAUCUGGUUU